This is a messenger RNA of Suncus etruscus (white-toothed pygmy shrew), 1217 nucleotides long. It is a transcript of the gene CNPY3, whose product is annotated as canopy FGF signaling regulator 3. Gene Ontology annotation, cellular component: endomembrane system. The record is from RefSeq and is a predicted model, not a curated record. The coding region runs from base 1 to 870 and encodes 289 amino acids. The transcript is spliced from 6 exons. Lineage: Eukaryota; Metazoa; Chordata; Mammalia; Eulipotyphla; Soricidae. Gene Ontology annotation, molecular function: signaling receptor binding.
AUGGCGCGGGCGAGCGGGCGCGGGCGCGGGCCCGGCCGGCCGGCCUCGCCGCUGCUGCUGCUGCUCCUCCUCCCGCCGCCGCUGCUGCUGCUGCUGCUGCUGCCCGGCCCCGAGCUGGGCCUGGGCCUGGGCCUGGGCCUGGGCCCGCGCCCGGCCCGCGCCGAGGAGACCGACUGGGUCCGGCUGCCCAGCAAGUGCGAGGUUUGUAAGUACGUGGCAGUGGAGCUCAAGUCCGCCUUUGAGGAGACCGGCAAGACCAAGGAGGUGAUCGAUACGGGCUACGGCAUUCUGGACCGGAAGGCAUCUGGAGUCAAGUACACUAAAUCGGACUUACGCUUAAUCGAAGUCACAGAGACCAUUUGCAAGAGGCUCCUGGACUACAGCCUGCACAAGGAGAGGACGGGCAGCAACCGCUUUGCCAAGGGCAUGUCAGAGACCUUUGAGACGCUGCACAAUCUGGUCCACAAAGGGGUCAAGGUGGUGAUGGACAUCCCCUAUGAGCUGUGGAACGAGACCUCGGCAGAGGUGGCCGACCUCAAGAAGCAGUGUGACGUACUGGUGGAGGAGUUCGAGGAGGUGAUCGAGGACUGGUACCGGAACCACCAGGAGGAGGACCUGACACACUUCCUCUGCGCCAACCAUGUGUUGAAGGGGAAGGACACCAGUUGCCUGGCUGAGCAGUGGUCGGGCAAGAAGGGGGACACCGCGGCGCUGGGUGGGAAGAAACCCAGGAAGAAGAGCAGCAAGGCUAAGGCAUCGGGCAGUGGCGGCAGCCAGCAGAGGAAGGAGCUGGGGGACCCGAACCCCGAGGAGGAGGAGGGCAUCCAGAAGGCAUCCCCCCUCACACACAGUCCCCUGGAUGAGCUUUGAGCUGGACCCAGCCUUCCCGGAACGAGACCCUGACCUGGAGCCAGGCUGCUUCAGCCGGGCCUGGCAGGCACCACAGACCUCUGGCAAAGGGCGCCCGAAGAGCAGGGCCCAGGUCGGCCUCCCGCCCAGAUUGUGACUUGAGGGGCAAGUGUUGGAGCUGGGCCCUGGGGCUGGAGCCCUCAGGAACUCGAGGGGAGCCCUCCUGACCUUGGUCUCCCCUGAUUCCCCCACAGUGAAGUGAGACUGCAGCCCACCCCCAACCCCAUUUCUGUCCCUGCUUUGGACACCUGUGCUCUGCCCAGCCAUGUUCAGGCUCAGAGUAAACAUUUUGGCCUUUUUUGUUCCGA